Molecule: messenger RNA, 990 nt
Organism: Saccostrea cuccullata (small rock oyster)
Lineage: Eukaryota; Metazoa; Mollusca; Bivalvia; Ostreida; Ostreidae
Product: nucleotidyltransferase MB21D2-like
Exons: 1
Coding region: 1-990 (329 amino acids)
Source: RefSeq, a predicted model, not a curated record
AUGUCAGAAUGUGUGUUUGAGGGACUACUUGGUACAGUUGGGACAUCAUCCAUUGUCAAUAUGGGGCGAGAUAUCAUGGAUAUUAUCGUGAAGUUUUAUAAUCAAUUGAACAAAAGCUAUGUUUGUAUAGACGGAGGGAGUUACAGAGAAGGUUUCAGAAUGGACGUAUCGGAUAGAGACUUCAUGGUCUGGUUAAAACAUCAGCGAGUAAUCUGGAAUUUAUCUGAAGCACAGAAUUACAAAUCAUUUAAAUUUACACUUAUUCUUGCUGACUGUUCUGAUAGUCCACCUGGAUUCUCUUUACUUCAAUUGUUAACACAGAGAACUGGUGGAACUGAUGGCAUGCUCCAUAAAUCCUGCUUCAGAAUGAAUGACAAAAUCUAUAUAUCAAGUUCUCUCUACAUUGAAAUGAAACGCCCAAUAGUUGGAAUUGUAUCAAAAGUAAACGGUCCUUGUGUAAGUGGACCUUGUGGAGAGAUAGAAUAUGACGCUGCGCAUAGUUUUGUGAGUGACUUUUGGCCUCCAGUUGCAUAUUCAUGGAUAAAAAGGUGUCAGGUUUGGCCAUUAUCUAACAUUGUAAAUGAUAUAGUCGAAGAUGGUUGUCACUUUGUUACAAUAGGACAUAAACAGGGAAAUCACAGGGACAAUGAAUGGAGAAUUUCUUUCUCUGUGGCAGAACAAAGACUUGUUCGCUCAAUGGAUCAUAACCAAUUCUUGAUUUAUGGUUUGUUAAAGCUUUUCAUGAGAGAGGUCAUUAAUAAUACGUCAGAUGAAAAUAAGUUAUUGAGUUCAUAUCAUGUGAAGACUGCCGUGUUUUGGAUUAUUCAGAGCGAUGUACUUCCAGGAUGCAUUCUCGAGGGUUUUUGGGUUUGUUUUAAACUAAUCCUGAAAUGGGUGUACGACGGUUACUGUCCCAACUUCUUCAUUCCUGAAAAUAACAUGUUUCUAGGAAAAAUCUUCGGUGCAAAUCAAAAGAAUUUUGUUUUCUAG